UUUCUCUUACUAAUCAAGUCACCAUACUGCUACUUUCCAUCUCCACUCUCAAGUCCCCAUCUGCAAUAGACAGGUUUAGAUUAAAAGAGUAGAAAGUCAUAAAUAUGAUAAAUGAGAAAGGGUUGGAAUAUUGGACCAGCUGCUCCACAUACUCUGCCAUCUCUUGCAAUCUCUCCAUGUUUAUACACUCACUUGCCCCUGUUCCUUCUUUACAGAGUUGAAAAUGUCAAAAUUAAUAUAUAUUUAAAAGCCGCAUUACGUUAGACACAUUGACACAGACCAGAUAAAGAGAGACCUCCUACUGACAAAUAGGCCUCUGAUUGGCUGCAUUAUGUGUGUUAAAUGGUCGACUUAGAACCUAGAAUGAGUGUCGUGAGUUGUGAGCUGGGAUGUUUUUAAUUGUGGUGUGGUCUGAGAAAAACCAUAUUGCAUUGCUUUCGCCUGUUUAAGCUUCUCUCAAACGUCCUGUAAAUCCAUCAGUAUCCUGACUAAAUAACCUUAUAAUUUUUUUCAUCUUUCUUUUUCUCCUUCCCUACUGUUACAGGCUUGAUGACAUCAUGUCCAGAUAUCACUCCCCUCCUUUCCAGACACUCUUCUUCCUCCCUAUUUUCCUCUUCACCCUCUUCCCUCUCUCCCUUCUUUCUCCUCUUCUUUCUCAAUCUCCUCUCAGCUGGACCUCACCUCAUGACCCCUGCUACCACCUGGAUGGGCGUCCACGCCACUGCCUAUCUGAAUUCAUCAAUACGGCCUAUGGGGUGCCUGUGAUGAUGGAGGACCUCCAGCAAGGACCCAAGACAAACAUCAGCACUUUAACAGAUCUUCAUAACCCCCACAAUCUCACGUGCUGGACAGCUGCCGAAGGCUCGGGGGGUGGGGAUUGGACUUUAACAGUCCCCCUAGGCAGACGCUUUGAAAUCACUUACAUUAGUCUUCAGUUCUGUCAACAGGUGGAGUCGGUGGAAUCCUACUCCAUGUCCAUCUUGAAGUCAAUGGACUUUGGCCGGAGCUGGCGCCCCCUACAGUUUUAUUCAAGCGACUGCAUGGGCACAUUCGGCCGCCCUGUACAGUCCAUCGCUCAAACAAAGCACCAGGAGACGGAGCCGCUGUGUUCAGAUCCCAGACCAUUGCAGAAGCAUCGUGGAAAUGCCGUGCUGGCCUUCUCGACUUUGGAUGGACGUCCUUCCUCGCCAGAUUUCGAUUACAGUCCAGGGCUACAAGAUUGGGUGACUGCAACAGACAUAAGGAUAGUAUUUAAUCAGUCCUUGGAUAAAACGAAAAAGCAAGAAGAGAAACUGAACGAAGUGGGAGGCACAUUUAGAUGGAGGGAAAGGGGAGACAACGCUCUGAGGUUUGGUGAGAAAAACACUGGCGUUAAGACAUCUGAAAUUUGGAGAAACAGGCAAGGAAAACAGAAUUCCACACAGAGAAUUAGAAACAAAAGCACUGUGCACCAAAGUGGCCACAAUGUUACACGAAAGGAGAUGGGACCUCAAGGUAGAGUGGGAAGGGGACGUAAGAAGGACAGUUACAAGCCAUGCCAGGACGGCACAUGUGAUUGGUCCCUAAAUAUCCCGCAGCAAGGCUCCAAAGGGCGAGAGUUGAGGAGAAGAAGAAACAAUGCAGGGAGGGGGAAGUCCCAUUCUAAAUCGAGAAAAAACACCUCACGCAACCUCGUUUCAUCAUCUCUUUAUGCCUUAUUGAAACCCUCUCUCGCCCUUUCCGACCUGCAGGUCGGCGGCAGGUGCAAGUGCAAUGGCCAUGCCUCUCGCUGUCGACGCGACAACCAGGGGCGUGCCGUGUGUCAAUGUGAGCAUCACACAUCUGGGCCGGACUGUGAUGUGUGUGAGCAAUUUUUUUACGAUCGCCCGUGGCAACGGGCCACACCCAGCCAACCACACCCGUGCGUCCCAUGUGAAUGUAACGGUCACUCAACUAAGUGUAGGUUCAGUAUGGCCGUGUAUCAGCAGUCUGGUCGAGUCAGUGGAGGCAUUUGUUUGAAGUGUCGGCAUCACACAAUGGGACGCCACUGCCAGUUCUGCCAGAACGGAUAUACGCGAGACCACAGCAAACCGCUCAGCCACCGCAAGGCCUGCCAGCCAUGCAAGUGCCACCCCAUGGGUGCAGUGGGCCGUUGGUGUAACCAGUCCACAGGACAGUGUUUGUGUAGAGAAGGUGUCACAGGACAGAGGUGUAACCGUUGUGCCCCGGGAUACAAGCAAGGUCAUUCCCCUCUUCGGCCAUGUAUCCGUAUUCAGGAGUUUGCACCACCCACCCCAGUUUACCAGCCUCAGUACAGCAUUGGUGAGGAAUGUCUUUCUUACUGUCCCCCUUCCCAAGCAAGAGUCAAAAUGAAUUUAGAGACAUAUUGUCUCAAGGACUAUGUGCUGAAGGUGCAGGUCAAAAGUAAGGAACGUUCUGGUCCCUGGUGGCAGUUUUCCAUAUUGGUGCAGUCAGUUUUUCGCAUGGGCUCUUCACAUGUAAAGCGAGGAAUUCAGGCCCUCUGGGUUCCAGAUCGGGACCUGAGCUGCGGUUGUCCUGCGCUUCAGAUAGGCCGCACAUUCCUCCUGAUCGGAGGGGAGGAAAGCGGCCGGAGUUGGGUCCCCGAGGAGAGGCGGUUAGUCGCAGACCGCACCACAAUGGCUUUGCAGUGGAGGGAACACUGGAGCCCCAAAUUAAGAGGCUUCCGCGGGCAGGACACCCGGGGGAAGUGCCCACAGGGAAACACCACUGCACAGAAACACUCUCACCCAAGCUCAUACGAAGAAUACACACCCCCACAUCUUAACAAACUGCAGUCUGAGCCACACAGACCAAAUAAACAUACACAUACGGUGCAUAAACAGCAUCAUUUAACCACACAAUCUGGAGGAUCAGACCUCACACACACACACAAAAGAGGAGGAACUCGGGGCAUACAAAGAAAAGACACAGAAACACACCUUGAGGAGGACAGUAAGGCUGAAAACGUCACUCAGGAAACACACCAUGUAUUGCAGCACACCCAGGAUCCUUUCUCAGGUACUUCAAAGACGAGUCAGGCCAAUGAGCAUGAGCAGUACCACCCGACAGCAUGUCCAACGUGGUCACCUGGGCCAACUGUCUAACAAAAUGAGAUACUGUGA
Molecule: messenger RNA, 3122 nt
Organism: Sinocyclocheilus rhinocerous
Lineage: Eukaryota; Metazoa; Chordata; Actinopteri; Cypriniformes; Cyprinidae
Product: netrin-1-like
Exons: 6
Coding region: 558-3104 (848 amino acids)
Biological process (GO): dendrite development; animal organ morphogenesis; tissue development
Cellular component (GO): basement membrane
Molecular function (GO): protein binding
Source: RefSeq, a predicted model, not a curated record